UAAGCGACGCGCGCGCCGCCCGGUCAGUCGCGACACGCACAGCCUAAACGCAGGCGCAUCUUCCUGGGGUACCAGUAUCGAUCCCCACUUAUACCAAACAGAUCAAAAACUUUAGAUAGAAAAUUUCGGGAAAGUGCAAUACAAGUCCCCCGUCAUGGGGCGAAUAACUUGGUGCGUGCUAGUGUUUUGCGCAACCACAUGGGCAUCUCCACAUUCAGACGUGUCAGAGUUCCUCCGGAGUGCAGUGGAAACAGUCCCCCAACAUGACCCCAUUGCUGCACCCAUAAGAUCCUCCGUGGAGAGCAUACCGCUCAGGAGUCUUCGUGAAGAAGGAGAAGGGAGGCUGCCGCUCCGAGAUGCAGUGGAAAAACGACCAAUUUCGUUAAUUGAUGAGAAUUCGUUUUCGUUAAAAACGGUUGAGGACGAGGAACCGGAUAACAACGACGACACCUUCGUAGAGCUCAAAAAAUUUUACGGAGCCGCUAGUUAUCUAAACACCAAAAACGAUGAACGACUACAACAUGGCAAUGAAAACUUACAAGAAAUGCAACAAACUAGUGGGGCAACGGAUCGUCGCAUGGUGGUGUGUUACAUGCAGUCCUGGGCAGCGUACCGGGCGCCGCCGUUGGCAUUCACCGCUGGCUUGGUUCCACGUUCCUGCACACAUCUGCAUUAUGCCUUUGCGGCUAUACACCCCCACACAUAUGCGGUACUACCGGCCAACGAAGACUAUGAUAUUAUUAAAGGUGGUUACCGCAUCGCGACUGGCUUGAAACGCCGACUUCAAGGGCUCAAAGUCAUGAUCAGCGUGGGCGGCGAGGGCACGGACCGGCUGUUUAGCGAGCUCGUUCAAGAACCCAACAGGCGCAGCCUGUUUAUUGACAGUGCUGUCGACUUCUUGAGGGAACACGACUUCGACGGACUUGACCUUCAUUGGGUUUAUCCAGGCGAAAGAGAUGAACGCGAAAAAGAACUUCUGACUUCACUACUUUAUGAACUCCGCGAAAAGUUUUCAUCAUACGGACUCCUCCUCUCGACUGUCCUGCCACCGUUUAGAUACCAAAUCGAAGAUGGUUACGAUCUGAGCGCUGUCAGUGGGGCGACGGACUACACUAUUCUGCAGGCUUGGGAUAUGACUCAUGGAAAGAAAGACGAACCUCCUGCGAGAGCGCUACAUCACAGCACUCUACAUCGAGACCCUGGCGCGGCAUCGCGCGAUCAGAGAUAUGACAACAUCGAGUUCAUGGUAAAAUACAUCAUCCGCCAUGGAAUGGCAGCCGACAAACUCGUCCUUGGAGUGCCACUGUUUGGUCGCAGCUACACGUUGGCCGCGUCCACGUUGCCUUCCCCGGGGGCGCCAGUCAGCGGUUGGGGCGAAGAAGGGCAAUACACACAAACAAAGGGAAUGUUAUCGUACUUUGAGAUAUGUAUGAAAGAACGCAUGGGCGACGGCGUGGUUGCAUUCGAUGAAGCUGGCAAUUCAUUCGCAUUAUUCGACAACCAAUGGGUGUCUUUUGACUCCCAAAGCACGGUUUUGGAAAAGAUGAGAUUUGUCAUUAGUACUGGACUAGCGGGUGCUGCCGCGUGGUCAGUGGACAUGGAUGAUUUCAGAGGACUGUGUGGUACUCCGUUCCCAAUACUGAGCACCAUUUCAACGAGCUUGAAUGGAGAAUCUAUACAAUCAGACCAAUCUACAUUGAAAAUAGGGUUCUGCGAAUCAGACACUCCAUACUUGGCAUCUGACGAAGAAUCCUGUGCACACUUCCACUUCUGUGCAGGUGGUAUUAAUUACAGAAUGCUGUGCGAAGAGGACCGACUGUACGAUCCAUCUACAGGAUUUUGCGGUCAUUUAGAUGUCGCUAAGUGUAUUCCUGGCCAAAGUCUUAGGAUCAGCGUGCAAGAAGCAGAGCGCUACCUGUCACAAGCUUACGAGACUGAUUUUGAAUGGAAUGGUCAAAGUAUCAAAGACAUUCAAGCUGCACAACUGUUGUCAAAUGAUGUUGACACAAAGAAAAAUAAAGAAAGCGACAAGAAAGUUGUAUGCUACAUGACUAGCUGGGCAUUUUAUCGGCGAGGCGAAGGAAAAUUCGUCCCAGAACAUAUUGACUCCAGGCUCUGCACUCACGUGGUGUAUGCCUAUGCAUCCCUUUCUCCUGACGAGCUUAUUGCAAAGGAGUUCGACCCAUGGGCUGACUUGACCAACAAUUUAUACGAACGAGUAACUUCUUUGAAAGACGUCAAAGUGCUCCUUGGAUUGGGUGGGUGGACCGACUCGGCUGGUGACAAAUACUCCCGCCUGGUCUCCUCGGACUCAGCUCGAUCGAAGUUUAUACAGAAGCUCAUACCUUUCCUGCGCAUGCACAACUUCAACGGACUUCACCUAGAUUGGAACUACCCCGUGUGCUGGCAGAGCAACUGCAAGAAGGGCGCAGCGUCCGAUAAGGCGAAUUAUGCUAUGUUUGUUCAGGAACUAUCAAAAGCGCUGCACGCAGCUGGCAUGGAGCUCGGGGUAGCUCUGUCAGGGUACAAAGAAGUGAUCGACUCGGCGUACGACUUGCCAGCGAUAUCGAGGGCAGCCGACUUCAUGAGCACCAUGACGUACGACUACCACGGCGGCUGGGAGUCGAGCACGGGGCAUCAUACCCCACUUGUUCCUGCGCCCGGCGACGCUCUAGCUUAUUACUCCAUUGAAUACGCUAUCAAAGCUCUUCUAAAAGGUGGCGCCGACCCUAAGAAACUGCUCCUAGGAUUGUCGUUCUACGGUCAAUCAUACAGAUUAGCCAAGGUAGAAGGCUCGAAGAACCCUGGGGCCCCAGCUGGGGGCCCUGGCGAACCAGGCGAAUUCACCAAGCAACCUGGAAUGCUGGCCUACUAUGAGAUUUGUUACAGAGUAAAGAACUUACGUUGGGCAACGGGCCGCCAAGCGAAUGCUGGACCUUACGCAUAUUCCGACAGUCAAUGGGUUGGAUAUGAUGAUCCCAAGUCGAUUACUGAAAAGGUGGAAUGGGCAAUGCGCCAAGGCUUAGGCGGGGUGACAGCCUGGGCGAUAGACUUGGACGACUUUAACAACCGCUGCUGCGCGGAGCCGUCGCCGCUUCUGCGCGCUGCCGGCCGGGCGCUCGGCCGUUCUGUACCCGCGCCAGGCGCCGAGUGCGAGCGCCCGCCGCAGCCGGUCACACCAGCACCUCCUACGACCACCACUGCACAGGCUGAUGGAUCCCUCGGUGGCGGCGACCACAGCGGCCACGACCAUGGUCAACAUACGUCGACGACAUGGGGCUGGGUGCCCAGCUCGACGACGCCAACCUCCGCGCAGACGUGGUGGCCGCCCGCUACCACGCCCAGCACGACCACCACUACUAAAGCCACCACCACCACCACCACCACCACCACGACCAGACGACCCACUGCGGCUCCAGUGCGCCCGCCUCCCGAUGCAGGCGGUCUAGAAGGCACGUCGUGUACCGCGGGCGAGUACCGCGCAGCGCCGGGCGACUGCGGCGGCUACCUGCAGUGCGAGGGCGGGCAGUGGCGCAAGCAGCGCUGUGCGCCCGGCCUACACUGGGCCGCGUCCGCGCACCGCUGCGACUGGCCCAGCUUCGCCAAGUGCACUGAAGAAUCAUCUAGCAACGAAGCAAGCACAGCGACCAGUACGCUAGCGCCUAUGACGUCACGUCCCCCGCCAAGGCCGUCUACAACUACGAGACGAACUACGACAUCUACAACUACAACUACCACUACUACGACAACGACCACGCCUAGGCCUACGACGACUCGUAAGCCUACGACCACGUCCAGGCCUUCUGCGCCGAGCAGCAGCGAAGAAGUUUCGGAUGGCAAGCCGUGCAAUAACCAAGGUUAUAAGCCAGCCAGUGACUGUAACUCAUACCUUCACUGUGAUGGAAACAUGUGGAUUAAGCAGCAGUGUGCGCCCGGACUACAUUGGAGCCCCACUGAAAACCAGUGCGACUGGCCCAAGUACGCCAAAUGCAAAGUUUCAGCAUCUACACCAACUACAUCUGCGCCAAGACCGACUUAUCCUUCUCCAAAACCAACGAGUCUGAUUCCAUCGGGAGACAAUCCGUUCGAAGACGGCCAGUGUGGUUCCAACGACGUGCACGCGCCGGCCAAGUCGUGCGAUUCGUACCUGCUGUGCGUGGGCGGCCGCUGGCGGAAGCAACUAUGCCCGCCCGGCCUGCACUGGGACAAGCGGACGAGUCGCUGCGACUGGGUCGAGUUCGCUAUGUGUCAAGAAGAUAAACCAUCGGCAACGAAAUCUCCGAUAGCACAAUCAACGAUAACAACGACCACUACUACUACAAGAAGACCUAAAACUACUACAACAACAACUAGAAGACCAGUCUCCGCGGCUAUUGAAGAAUCGCAUAGACCGAGCACGGGUUGCAUCACCGGCACGUACUAUCCCCAUCCGAAAUGCGAGAAGUUCUUCGUAUGCGUAAACAACUUGAUGGUGGCUCAGAGUUGCGCGCCGGGACUGGUAUGGAACGCCGAGCGGUCGCAGUGCGACUUCCCUAGUUCGGUCUCCUGCUCCGAUAGGAGACAGGUCAUGUCUGCAGCUAUGACUGACGCCAGUGGAGAAUCAACCUCGAUGCAGCUCAACGAUGAAGUUCCUUUCGAAUCGUCUUACUAUUAUGGAGCCCGUACUACAUUGAUGGACCCUUCCCACUACGUUGAUGAUGCCUUGUACACACCAGAGCCUACUAUGUCCGAUGCUAUACCUGAGCCCUCCAACUCUCAAGAAGAACUGUAUUGUGACAAUGGGCAGUACGCAAUGCUCCCGACUGACUGCACUCGCUACCGACACUGCAUCUUUGGAAAAUUUGAAGAAUUCUCUUGCAGUGCUGGUCUUCACUGGAAUCAGGAAAAACAAAUCUGCGACUGGCCGAGCAACGCCAAAUGCAAAGCUAAAGGAACCACUAAACCUAAGCCUACUGCAGCGCCAAAACCAGAGUCUUCUACGCGACCCACCAAGCCAACAAAGCCCGUCUACAUCGAUAACGAGGAUCAUUUACCGGAGCCAAGUCCGACUAAACCGAUCGCGUCAGCACCGCCUACUGGAACUUUACCAGAUCUACCCUCAAAGCCGUCCCUGCUGAAUUCCCGCUACAAGCUGGUCUGCUACUACACCAACUGGUCGUGGUACCGGCCCGGCAUCGGCAAGUACAGCCCCGAGGACAUCGACCCGUCGCUCUGCACGCACAUCGUAUACGGAUUCGCGGUCCUGGGCAAUGAUGGACUCAUGACGGCCCACGACACCUGGUCCGACUAUGACAACAGAUUCUAUGAGCGCGUGGUAGAGUACAAACGCUACGGCAUUAAAGUCUCCCUGGCCCUUGGUGGGUGGAACGAUUCCGCUGGAGAUAAGUAUUCCAAACUUGUCAACGACCCAGCAGCUCGCGCCAAAUUCGUUCAACACGCUGUAGCCUUCCUCGAGAAAUACGGAUUUGAUGGUCUCGACCUCGACUGGGAAUACCCUAAGUGCUGGCAGGUCGACUGCUCAAAGGGUCCAGAUUCCGACAAGCAAGGUUUCGCAGACUUAGUCCACGAACUAUCUGCUGUAUUAAAACCUAAGGGACUGCUACUGUCUGCAGCGGUAUCUCCCAACAAGAUGGUUAUAGACGCUGGAUAUGACGUGCCAGUUUUAGCUCGCCUUCUCGACUGGAUCGCUGUCAUGACUUACGACUAUCACGGCCAAUGGGAUAAGAAGACUGGUCACGUCGCACCUUUGUACUACCACCCUGAUGAUGACACCACUUACUUCAAUGCUAACUACACAAUUCACUAUUGGAUGGAGAAAGGCACCCCAGCUUCCAAGAUCGUUAUGGGAAUGCCCAUGUACGGACAGAGUUUCACAAUCGGUGAUAAAUGGGACUCGCCCAGGGAACAAUGGAGAAAGGACGCCAACGGCCUUAAUAUUCCUGUCUCCGAUGGUGGUGAACCAGGAGAAUAUACAAGGGCUAAAGGCUUCUUAGCUUAUUACGAGAUUUGUGACCGCAUCAGAAACAGCGGCUGGACUGUCGUUAAAGACCCAUACCAACGCAUGGGACCUUACGCAUACAAGGGCAACCAAUGGGUGUCAUUUGAUGACGUAGAAAUCAUCAAGAAGAAAGUCAACUUCAUCAAAUCCCUGAACCUUGGUGGUGGUAUGAUCUGGGCGCUUGAUCUCGACGAUUACAGGAAUAGGUGCGGCCAAGGAAAACAUCCACUUCUCAACGCAAUCAAGUCUGAAUUACUCAACCCCAAGAUAGAAAUGGAGAAGGAAAUGCAACAAAAACCUCAUAAACCUAUUUACGAACCUCCAAACAAUAUUGACGAUGACUUGGAUGAUAUUCAGGUGCCAAUAUACCAUAGACCGACCUCUCGCCCGACCAGUCAGACAAGCAUCAUGACUACUACGACUAAGAAACCAGUUAUGGUUGCAGCUCCAGUUAAAGAGGAACGGUUCAAAGUUGUCUGUUACUAUACCAACUGGGCUUGGUACAGACCCGAUAACGGAAAGUACACUCCUGGCGAUAUUAACCCAGAACUGUGCACCCACAUCAUUUACGCAUUUGCAGUACUAGACAAGGAGGAGCUGGUGAUAAAGUCACAUGAUAUUUGGCUAGAUGUAGAAAAUAAGUUCUACGAAAAGGUCACAGCCCUGAAGAGUCACGGUGUAAAGGUGCUUCUCGGUCUGGGCGGUUGGGACGACUCGGCAGGAGACAAGUACUCGCGACUAGUUAACAACGUCUCUGCUAGAAGGAAGUUCGUAGUUCACGCUGUUGAUUUCCUCGAACAGUACGGAUUCGAUGGACUUGACCUCGACUGGGAAUACCCUAAGUGCUGGCAGGUGGAAUGCGAGAAAGGACCCGAUUCUGAUAAGCAAGGUUUCGCUGAUUUGGUUAAAGAAUUACGCAAGGCAUUCAACCGUCGUGGUAUGCUGCUAUCUGCUGCAGUUUCUGCUAGCAAGCGUGUCAUUGACUAUGCUUAUAACGUACCAGCUCUAUCAAUGAAUUUGGACUGGAUCUCGCUAAUGACGUACGACUACCACGGUCAAUGGGACAAGAAGACUGGCCAUGUCGCGCCUAUGUAUGUCCACGACAAAGAUACCGAUAACACAUUCAAUGUGAACUUCACGGUCAACUACUGGAUCAACAAAGGCGCAGAUCGCAAGAAGUUGGUUGUGGGCGUUCCAUUCUACGGACAAUCGUUCUCGGUGGUGGAGGGCGCCGGGACCGGGCUUGGUGCUCCGACGUACGCGGGCGGCGAAGCUGGAGACGAGACUAGGGCUAGAGGCUUCUUGUCGUUCUAUGAGAUCUGUGAACGAGUGAAAGUGAAGGGCUGGAAAGUUCACCGCGACCCAGGCGGUCGCAUCGGGCCCUACGCUACCCACGACGACCAGUGGGUGUCCUUCGACGACGACUUCAUGGCUCGCCAUAAAGCCGAAUACGUUCGAGCUAUGGAACUCGGAGGCAGUAUGGCUUGGUCCUUGGAUCUAGACGACUUCACCGGCAAAUACUGCGGCUGUGGGAAAGCACCACUUCUAACUACCAUAAACCAUGUGUUGAGGGGAAAGGAAGCUCCACCACCGUGUAUUCUUGAAGAACUCCAUGAAUCAUCGCCAAUGGCAGUGCCUGGAGUACCAUCUCAACCUGAAGUUCCAGAACCGGAAGAAAAACCAAUGAUCAUUGACACUGAUCGUCAUCAACACGUCGAACACGUAGAACCUAGUGGCAUAUCGCUUGACGGUAAAGCAUGUUCUGGAGCCAUUUUCAGAGCAGAUGAGAGCAACUGCGCCAACUAUUACUUGUGCGUUGGAAAGAGAUACAUGCAACUCACAUGUCCCGCGCCACUGGUUUGGAACCAGAACCAUUGCGACUGGCCUGAAAAAUCGCAAUGCAAAGGAAAGACACAUCUGAGAAUCAGAGAUGAAAUGGAGCCAGUAGUGCAAGAAAAGCCUAUACUUGCAUGCUACUUCACUAAUUGGGCAUAUUACAGACAUGGCAACGGUAGCUUCGGUCCAGAACAAGUGGACCCAUCAAUGUGUACACACAUCGUGUACGCGUGGGCACACCUUGAUCCGGCCACUUACAAAUUGGUGCCAGGAAACCCAGAACUGGAUAUCGAUAACGAUUUCUACGGCAAGAUGACGGAACUUCGCAUGAAGGGAGUGAAGGUGAUCAUCGGUGCUGGUGGCCUCGAAGACUCGGAAGACGAGAAGUGGGUCGAGAUGUCUUCGAGUCCUGAAAGCAUUGACGUAUUUGUAGAGUCCGUUCUGAAGUUCCUGAACAGAUGGAACUUUGACGGCUUGCAGAUCGCGUGGCAAUAUCCUGUCUGCAAACAGAUCCCAUGCACAGACUUCGAUAUCACCGAGAAAGACAACUUCAGUCUCCUCAUCGCCAAACUUUCAAAGACUCUUCACCAGCACAACUUUGAGUUGUCCGCCUUGGUUUCUUCAUCCCCCGAGGUGGCAGCACUGGCGUACGAUCCAGAGGUCCUGACAGCCACGGUCGAUUGGAUAGCUCUGGCUGCUAACGAUUAUUAUGCUUCUACAUCAGGAAGAACUUCCUAUUUGGUACCUUUGGAAUCCAUCGAAAUGGCUGGGAUUAACAGCUUCAACUCUUCCUUGGCAUACUGGUCGAGCGUGGUGCCCGCUGAAAAACUCGUGAUAGGCGUCCCGGCUUACGCGCGCUCCUACACGCUACGCAGCACUGCCCACAAGCACAUACAGUCGCCCGUCACGGGACCAGGCAUCCCCGGGCAUUUCACCAGGGUCCCUGGAUUCCUUGCUUUCUACGAGCUAUGUCCGGGGUCGAAGUGUAGCAGCUGGGAGGAGACUCGUACUGAGGACGGUACGUUCGCUGUGCACCGAUCUCAAUGGGCCUCGUACUUGCGGCCAGAGGAGAUCCAUCGGGUGGGAGCGAGCGCCGCGACAGCUGGCCUGAGGGGCGCCGCACUAUGGGCACUCGAUCUAGACGACUUCCGCGCGCUUUGCUCCUGCGAACCCAACCCUCUAUUGGCCGCGCUACGGCAAGGUCUACUCGACCCCAACAUACCGCCUACCCUCUGUAACUCAGAAUAGUAAUAACUUUAGACUAGGAAUAGCCACGCUAGCAUUUGGAAAUGAGAACGAGACUGAAAACAUUUUUUAUCGUUCAAUAGGUACUUGCUUAUUUUUAAUUUACCCUUGUUCCACUCAAUAUUUUUUUGUAUUUACAGUAUUUUUCAGACACGACUUCGUUCUUGUAAUUAACAAAGAGUAAGUAGUACUUAUGUUUAUAAUUAUUGUAAUUUAUAUUAAAAGACGUAGCUUUACCAACUACGUUUGUAAAAUUAAGGAUUUUAAAAUGUAAAAACAACUCAAGAAAAUAUACUUAUUUUGUGAUAUUUUUAUUUUUUAUCGAAGUAAUUUUAUACUACAUCUUUGAAUUCUAUUUGACUUGACAAUAAUUUUAUCAUAUUUUUAUCGAAAUACGAUUACUGCAAUUGUCAUUUUGAGUAAAAUUGCAAAGAAAACAAUGUUAAUGUAAAAUCGUUUCGUGCAUGCACGCAACUAUCUGUUUCUGUGGGUUAGUUGUUUGAAAAUAACAAUAACAUUGUUUUGAAGAAAUAAAUGUUCAAAAUGUG
Molecule: messenger RNA, 9627 nt
Organism: Ostrinia nubilalis (European corn borer)
Lineage: Eukaryota; Metazoa; Arthropoda; Insecta; Lepidoptera; Crambidae
Gene: ChiR1
Product: probable chitinase 10
Exons: 52
Coding region: 155-9082 (2975 amino acids)
Biological process (GO): chitin catabolic process; carbohydrate metabolic process
Cellular component (GO): extracellular region
Molecular function (GO): chitin binding; chitinase activity
Source: RefSeq, a predicted model, not a curated record